Messenger RNA from Saccostrea cuccullata (small rock oyster), 672 nucleotides. RefSeq lists its product as uncharacterized. The transcript is spliced from 4 exons. The record is from RefSeq and is a predicted model, not a curated record. NCBI's taxonomy places the organism in Eukaryota, Metazoa, Mollusca, Bivalvia, Ostreida, Ostreidae. Bases 1 to 672 code for a protein of 223 amino acids.
AUGAAUCACUUUCUCAACGUUAUUGUCAAGAAUCUUUUAUUGCUUUUAGGAACAACAUUCUCCUUUGGAGAUGAUGACCUGUCCUACUUAAAAAAUGCAUCUCAAACACUGACUCGGACCUGUUCAAUCAAAGAAGUUGACCAGUGUGGACUUUACGUAGCUGCUAACGCUUUAGAUAGAAAUAUGAGUACGUGCACAAGGUCAGAGCUGAUAGGUCUUUCUUCUCCGAAUAAGGAAGUGAUGUGGUACGUGGAUCUUGGUGAAAUCUACAGUGUUUACAGCAUAUCCAUACAGUUUAAAGACUACGGUCCUAGUUACGUUCAAAGACAAAGAGGUAGAUUUGCAGGUUUCUCUCUAUAUCUUUCAAACUCAUCAUAUAAAGAAAACGGUUAUCUUUGCUAUAAAGAUGGUCCACAGUUACCGCCACUUAACUUUACAACAACAUGCAUUAAACAUGGCCGAUACAUCAUCUAUUACAACGAAAGAUUGGACAGUGUCAGGUACCCAGAUGAGUAUCAGCCAACAUCCUUCGCUCAACUGUGUGAAGAUGUAAAUACCAAUGAACCUAUGGUGAACGAUGUCACUUUAAUUGCUCUGAGAAUUGUCAAGAAAACCGAUGUGAUAUUGUCAAAGGAACUUGUCUUGGAUGCAAGCUUGUGUGGGUUAGAAUGA